Messenger RNA from Exophiala bonariae, 2340 nucleotides. RefSeq lists its product as uncharacterized. The transcript has 2 exons. Gene Ontology annotation, cellular component: nucleus. Gene Ontology annotation, molecular function: protein binding; histone H4K20 methyltransferase activity. NCBI's taxonomy places the organism in Eukaryota, Fungi, Ascomycota, Eurotiomycetes, Chaetothyriales, Herpotrichiellaceae. The record is from RefSeq and is a predicted model, not a curated record. The coding region runs from base 1 to 2340 and encodes 779 amino acids.
AUGAGUCGCAAGUGGAAAAAUCGGGACAAUGAGAGGACUCAGAGACUCUCUCUGGCUGAACUGGCGGCUCACGAUGAUGUCUGCUCAGACGCUUUAGUGGACAAUGCCUACUACAAAUCUCGCAUACGGAAGAACCGGACAAAACAUAUUCCCAUCCGUGGAAUCAAAGAGGACGAAGUCCCUCAAAUCCUGCUACAGAAAGUGAUUGUCGACAAGGACCUAGUGGCAGCAGAGAAGGCACUCCUCGCUCUCCCAGGACUUAAGAGGUACAAGAAGAGUCUUCGUUCCAAAAUCGAACAAGAGCGUUUUCUCUGUCAUAUUCGCAAGUACAUCUCAAUGUACAGCACGGACUGUGCUUGGGAAGUAUCCACCACCAAUCGAUACACCAUUGUCACCUACGAAGCUGCCGUCACAGCUCGACGACGUAUCAAGCAAGGAGACAAAGUCAAGUAUCUCAUUGGUACCCUAGUCCCUUUGACUGCCGAGGAGUCAGCCGACCUGGAUAUGACCAACCGCAAUUUCAGUAUUGUCGUUUCUAGCCGCAAAAAGAAUUCGUCGAUAUUUCUGGGCCCUGCUCGCUUUGCCAACCAUGACUGCGAUGCCAAUGGUCGUUUGGUCACAACCGGCCCAGAUGGCAUGGAAGUGGUAGCAAUGAAAAAUAUCGAAGUCGGCGAUGAGAUCACGGUUUCCUAUGGCGACGAUUACUUUGGCCCGAACAACAUUGAUUGUCUCUGUCAUACUUGCGAAGUCUUGGAACGAAAUGGAUGGACCUCCAAAGGUGCUCUACUUGAAGAUCGAAGCCAGCAUUCGACUCCUGCACCUUCCAGGUUGUCAAGUGUCCAAGCUCGUAAUCUAAAACGCAAAUUCGAUUCGGACACGUCACCAGUCGGUUCGUCUUCUACUCCUCCUUCAAAGGCAAUCAAAAUCACACAGUCUCCAUCGAAGUUGCAACAGUCCUGGACGCCACCCACUGCUCCCGAAUCGGAGCUUCCUGACGAAGGUUCCACAAGUGAGGCAACGGAGCAAAGUGACACGGCUCCAAUUUCUGUAUCUCAUCAGGUUCCUGUGCUGUCUCCGCCGCACAGCCCGCGGCGAUCGAUUGAGCGAAACCCUCGCAUAAACAGCCCACCACCCGCUUCUGGCGGUCUAAUAGAUGAUGCUGUCCCAUUACAAACUCGUGAACCAGGGUCAACGAACAGAGCCAAAUCGAGAGAUGGACAUCGCGAAAGCAAGAUGGCUGCUAGGCUGCUUGGGAAGGUAUCAUCCCGACUACCAUUCUCACCCGCGCCAACGUCUCCUUCCAGCCACGGGUCUGCCACUGAGACUCUUCUUGUAACUCAAUUGCCACCCGAGCCGCAAGCCACAGAUGCGUCAGUCACGAUCAAAGUGGAGACGGUUGAGAUAACAAAGGUUGAAGCUGACAAUGAUACUAUUAUUGUCACUUCCUCACGUCAAAGUUCGGAUCAAUUGACGGACAGUCCUUCUAAUCACAUGGAACUAGGACAGUCUACCGAUACCGCACCAGAAGUCGAAGGUCCAGCAGUUCAACCACCCAUUCCCCACGUGAUUUCGACUUUGACUACCACAACUAUCACCAAGGAUGUUCAGGUUCCAGAAAUUCCGGCAGCUGUUUCAGAGGUCCAUGUGCUUCCUUCGAUUGAACAACCAAGUACAACUGUGACCCGAGCGACAUUGACUGUUCACCCAGUUACUGGCACUAUUCGCAUUGCAGGUGAUUACAUUUUGACGCGGAAACUCCUGGCACAACCUCAUGAUCGAUGGGUUCAGUGUCACAACUCGAAAUGCUACGGCUUUUUUAUCCAGCCCAAUGGAUACCAGACACGACGAGAGUGCUCUCGAUGCGAAAGGCACAGCAUGCUCUAUGGGUUUGAGUGGCCCAAAACGGAUCCAGACCUUCGGAAACUACUUGAGAGAAAGAGCCAGGGUAAAAAGCGAGACAACUCUGGUGCAGCUCCAGUUGAGUACAGUGCGUAUCGUCGCAAGGGACGCUGCGGUAAGGGCACAUGGGUCGAAGGCGGUGGCGAUGAGGAGGAACGUGUUAUGGACCACCGAACCAUUCAUCGAUUCGUCCUCCCCGAGGAAGAACGCGACCUUACGCGAAAUGGACUAUUGAAAGAGGCCGAGAUGGCUCGAGAAGCAGGAGAUGUGGCACUUGCGAUGCUAGAGGCCAAGUUUCGUGCUGGAUCAAGAGGUCUAGGGACGGAAAGCGCGGCGAGAGAUGGAAGUGAGAGUGGACCAGGCUCUGCCACACCUGACGACAGGCGGAGAAGCAAUCGGUUCGUCACGCGCCCUGUCGGUGUUUACACGGACAAAUACUAG